CACAGGUUACUCUUCAGGCUUGGUCUGCAUGGACUGCGAGAAAGACUAGAAGGCAUUUUUCUGACCACUCUACAGCAUUUUAUCAGGACAUCCUUUCUGUAUAUUCUCUCACCAUCACCACAUAUUUACAGUGUAUUACUGGAACUGGACUGUACAAACAUCAACAUAUUGAAGAGCGACUGCCACGGUGUGAGCUGAAGGAUCGUCGUUGUCUCCAAAGAAGAGUGAAAAGGAUCAAUUUGAAGGAUCUCAUGACAAGUUACAGCCACGGAGGAAUCUUCAACCCUGCCUACCAUGACAGCGAGACUCUGGAAAUUGAUAGGUCGUCCAGCAAAAACCGCCACUCUAACCCUUAUGCCAGGGGUGAGAGGGCAGAUGCCCAUUACUCGUCGACUGUUCAGACCAUCAGUGAUGACGCCGUGGGGAGAGUGCCCUGGCGGGGCUGGCAGGAGGAGAGCUGGAGGGGGAGAGAAAGCAUCCCCAUGGGCCUCAUCUCAACGCGCCCCCCGAGUCCAUCAUGGCAGCAUGACGUCAAUCACAGUACCUUCCAGAUCCCACCUGACUCUCAGUAUGAUCGGUCACUCUCUGUCCGCCUGCCUUCUGCAAUGUCAGGUAACAUGACAAUGAGAUGGAGGGGAGUGACAAUGAGAAGGAUGAGCAUGUUUCCCAACAGCGAUCCUGCCAAUGUAGCCUUCACAGAGGAUGCCAUCAGGAACGAGAUGGAGAAUGAGGAACAGAACCUGGUCAAGGAGCUCGUUGCCCUGUCAACUCGAGACCGAAUUCGGGCCAUUCGAGACCUUCCAAUGAGCUGUGACGAGAAGAAACAUAUCAGGAGCCAAGUGCUGGCGUUCAAGUCUUCCAAGCAAUCUCGCAAGUUCACGUGUUUUGCAGAUUGCUCUGAGAAUAUGUCACUGUCUUUCCGCAGGUGCGGCUACAGUAUAAGGUCAGCCAGACAGACACUGGAGCUGUGGCAAGGCAUCAUGAAAGAGAUUGGUGGCAAGUUUGGCACCAGUGUCCUCUCCUAUUUCGUGUUCCUCAAGUGGCUGCUCGUAUUCAACAUUUUCUCCUUCCUGGUCAACUUUGGCUUUAUCACCAUCCCGCUGCUUGUUUACGACCCCUCACCCAACAUACCUCCAAACGUGACAUUCAGAGGACUGGAGAUACUGACUGGAGCUGGUUACUUCCACUACACCGUUAUGUACUAUGGUGGCUACAGUAAUGAAACUCUGGUGGGUCUGGUAGAGUACAACAUGCAGUUGGCCUAUUUCUUCACAAUAGCAGUCUACAUGGUUCUGUGUGGAGUUGCACUUAUCUUAAGCAUGGCCAGCUCAUUCAAGAAAAACUAUGUACUAGCAGACCCAACUUCAAACGGUGCAUGGCAGCUUCUGUGCAGCUGGGAUUUUAGUAUUACCAAUGAGAGAGCAGUGAGACAGCGCAAGAACAAUCUACGUGUCCAACUCAAGGAGUCUUUGUCAGAGAAGGCCCAGAGGGAGCUGCUAACCCACUCUGAAAAGCUGAAGCACUUUGGGGUUCAUCUGGGCUCCUGGCUCCUCUCCACUGGCUUGGCUGUUGGCUGUGGAGCUAGCAUCUAUUAUCUCUGUCAUUAUGAACAGGAGCGGGCAACCGAUACAGCCAACCGGUCUCUGCUUCAGGAGGCCGAGACUCUCCUGGUUCCUUUUGUGGUGUCUCUGAUGAACCUGGUUGUCCCGCUCUUCUACUCCCUCUUCAACAAGUUUGAGCCCUACUCCAGCCAGCGCAGCCAGAUCUACGCUCUGGUAGUCAGAAACGUGAUACUCAAGAUGUCUAUUCUGGCUGUCUUGUGUUAUUACUGGAUGAAUACGGUGGCUAAGAAGUUUUCGUGUUGGGAGUCCAUUGUGGGGCAGGCUUUGUACCGUCUGGUCAUUGUUGAUUUUCUUUUCCUGAUGUUGGGAUCCUUCUUUGGAGAGUUUCUUAGCAAUGUGAUUGGGACCAGAUUACUACCACGUCUGGGGGUUCCAGAGUUUGAUGUAGCCAGAAAUGUCCUCGAACUCAUCUACGCACAGACUCUGGCCUGGAUUGGAAUUUACUUCUCUCCUCUGCUGCCUGUCAUCCAGAUCCUCAAACUUUUCAUUUUGUUUUACCUAAAGAAGGUCAGCCUGACCCAGAACUGCCAGCCUCCGCAGCGGUCAGGCAGAGCAGCUCAGAUGCAAACCAUCUUCAUCGCUCUCCUCUUCUUCCCUUUCUUUGUGGGAGCCCUGUCUAUGGUUGCAUACACCGCCUGGAGACUGACUCCCUCAAAGCAGUGUGGUCCUUUUCGGGGACUCAACAACACCUUCAGUGUGGUCGGAGUCUGGAUGGACGAUCUGAAGGAUAUCGCUGGUUCUGAAUGGGCUGUCUGGAUCUACGAAAAUGUCAUCAGAAGUGAAAUCUUCUACUUUCUUAUCACACUCAUCAUCAUAGUCAUUAUAUACAUCUUCUGGCAAGUCACUCAGGGCCGCAAGCGGCUUAUUGUUCAACUGAGACAACAGAUUGUUAAUGAAGGGAAAGAUAAGUCCUUCUUGUUAGACAAGCUCCAGAACCUCCAGAAAUCUCGGCCUGAUAAAAAAUCCAAACAGAAGAAUCCAAAAAAGCACACCAAACGGCGGUCAGAUGUCCACUCCUCGGGCGGUCAGUCCAACUCAAACGCCAUGGUUCAGGCGUUGCUCACUCGCCAGCAGCUUGAAGAGGACGAGGAGAGACGCAGCGCCGGUGGAGUGCCCAUUCCCUCCAACAUCUCCACCUCCAGCGCUCUAAUUCAGGCCAUGCUGGCCCGGCAGAGAGCAGAUGACCAGGAUGAAGAUAAAUCAUCCUCCGGCGCCCUCGCACAGGCCGUGCACGCCAGGCAGAGGGCUGAGGGUCAAGAGACGGAUGAAUACUACAGCACAGGUUUUUUUGAAAACCCUGUCAACACAUCCAGCGCUGUCGCACAGGCGAUGCAAGCCAGACACAGAGCAGAGGAGGACGGACCAGAUGAUGCACGUGACCUGCCAUCUUCUGUGUCAGGUGUUAUGAUGCAAGUCAUGCAAGCCAGGCAGAGGGCAGAGGAAGAGGACAGGCCUCAGUGGGUCCCAGCUCCCCCACAAAACCCAGCUCCCGCAGGCUCCAGUGCUCUCAUACAGGCCAUGUUGGCCCGGCAGCAGGCCCAGAACGAGUACGAUGAUGGUUACUGACCAAAGGGGUCUGGCUUUAUCUUACUGCAGGGAGAGGAACAGAACUGAAAAGAACAACAUAUGACUGAAAUCACACUUGUCAGAUUAGGAUUUGUGUUGUCACCCAUAGAUGAAAUAGCAUCAGUUAUAAGUCCAUAAAUGGGGUGAUUUCUCCAGAAUUGCAAUACAUUCAAUCCUGCUGUACAUCCAAAAGAACUGAGAGAGCUACAGUACUGUAGCAGGACGAGAAGAGAGUGCAGGUCCACCUCUUUAUGCACUUUUUUUUUUUUACCAAUAUAUUUUAAUAGUAUGUUUCUAUGAGAGUACACAAGCCUUGUAAAAUAAAUAAUUACUAUAACAUAUACAGUAUACACAAGGCCUGAUCUUGUGCCAUUCCUAAUGUAAUUUCUGUAUCAUAAAAAACAGUUGUUAAUAUUGUAUAUAUUCUCUGUGAAAUGUAGAUGUUCAUCAGAUACAAA
Messenger RNA from Sebastes umbrosus (honeycomb rockfish), 3646 nucleotides. RefSeq names its product transmembrane channel like 5 (gene tmc5). Bases 252 to 3188 code for a protein of 978 amino acids. NCBI's taxonomy places the organism in Eukaryota, Metazoa, Chordata, Actinopteri, Perciformes, Sebastidae. The transcript is spliced from 21 exons. The record is from RefSeq and is a predicted model, not a curated record. Gene Ontology annotation, cellular component: plasma membrane. Gene Ontology annotation, molecular function: mechanosensitive monoatomic ion channel activity.